Molecule: messenger RNA, 1209 nt
Organism: Phycomyces blakesleeanus NRRL 1555(-)
Lineage: Eukaryota; Fungi; Mucoromycota; Mucoromycetes; Mucorales; Phycomycetaceae
Exons: 1
Coding region: 1-1209 (402 amino acids)
Molecular function (GO): phosphatidylinositol binding
Source: RefSeq, a predicted model, not a curated record
AUGUCUUCAAUAAUUAGUGCUUCUGUUGAAUCAUAUGAACAGAGAGGUAAAGAAACCUGGUACGCUAUUCAGAUUCAACCUGACCAAGGCCCUACCUACACUGUCCACAGACGAUUUAAGGACUUUUUACGACUAUCUGACGAAUUGUGCGUACUGUACACUCCACAUGAACCCAUAACAACAACAACAACCACAACCACAACAGCCGCAAGCACAACCGCAAGCACGACUACAGCUGGUUGGAGAAGAAAAUACCAGAAUGUAAUAAACUCGGCUUUAAAGACUCGAUCAGUUGUUCCAGUUCUGUCACCUUUACCUCGUCACCAGUCCUGGUGCACCAAAAAAUCUCGGCAGCGAAAGAAGCAGCAUCGAUUGGACCGAUACCUGUUCCAGUUGUCUGUCAUGUCUCCUUCUGUGUGGCAAUCCCAGAUUGUACAUCGUUUUUUUGAUCAUCAUCCAGCAGUAUGCGGACCAUCGCUACCACUAUCGCCAUUACUAUCGCCAUCAGUAUCACUAUCAUUACCUUCUUCGUCAUCACUGUUACUACCAUCUUCAUCUUCAUCUUCACCUUCGCCUCCGUCUCGAGAUAAAGCUUCGGAUCCACCAGCAAUCAUUCUCGAUACUUCACAUCCAAUUCCCUCGACUCGGUCACUUCAGGCUCCAUCGAAACCUCUUAUUUCAUCUUCAUUGGCAUUAUCAUCGUCGACUGGUGGGUAUUCUAUUCAAGUAUGCUUGUUUCUCGGCCAUACUUCAGUGACAGUUCAUAUGCAGCGAAACUGGAAACUCUCCGAGCUCCGUUCAGCGCUUGACCAUGAGCUUGCCCUGGCCAAUCUAAGUCUCCUACCUCCGUCCUCCAGUCUGGCGUAUUACCAUCUGGAUCAGUCUGAUCGACAAGGGGCACUCUACACGCUCACCUUGAACCAAAAGAAACCCAGUGUGUCAAUGAGAUCCUUGGCUAAUAUGGUCACCUCCCGUUCAUUCGGAUACUUUUCUAGUCCUCAAUUACAGCCACAAAUACCAAUACCAAUACCAGCACCACCGCAAACAUUAUCAUCAUCAUCAGAUUCAGAAAAUUCACCGACGUGUGCUGAUACUUGCUCCUCUUCAGGAAUUGUUCUCUUGCUAGCAUCAGAUAAGGAUCUCAAGACGGCUAUGGAAGGAAUCUGGCAUCGAUUAGAUUAUGUUACACUCACUUGUUUGACAUGGUAA